GCAGAGAAGUUAGGUAUAGUCAUAGGAGAGAGAGAGAGAGAGAGAGGGGUCAAAUCUAAUCUAAUGCAGACAACGGCUUUAUAUCCCCCUCGAAUUUGCCACCAAACAAUUUCACAGACACACAACAGGAGCAAGAGAGCAAAGCAGAAAGAGGAGAGGGCAGGAGGAGAUAAAAAGUGCUUAUCUUCAAACCAUAUCUUCUAUUUCAAGAAAAACCCAAGAAAAAAUGGAUCCCAAUAACCAAACCCUAGAGAACCCAGAAUCCCAAACACCAUCAGAAGACCAAAACCGUCUUGCCAUUGUAUCCUCCUCCAACAACAACAACCCUCUUCCCACUGCUUCAAUCUCUCUCUCUCUCUCCACAAUCCUCCCAACCCAUUUCCUCCUCCCUCCCAAAAUCUCUUCUUUUCUCUCCUCUCCUACUCACCCCAACAAGGUCAAAAUCCCUUCUCAAAUCUCAUCCCUCUCUCACCUCUCUCUCUCCUCCUCUCUCUCCCCUGCUAAACCUUUCUUCAAAUCAACCAUCUCCUCAAACCCUCUCCAAAACCC
This is a messenger RNA of Camellia sinensis, 549 nucleotides long. Lineage: Eukaryota; Viridiplantae; Streptophyta; Magnoliopsida; Ericales; Theaceae. The record is from RefSeq and is a predicted model, not a curated record.